Molecule: messenger RNA, 1839 nt
Organism: Triticum urartu
Lineage: Eukaryota; Viridiplantae; Streptophyta; Magnoliopsida; Poales; Poaceae
Molecular function (GO): minor groove of adenine-thymine-rich DNA binding
Source: RefSeq, a predicted model, not a curated record
GGAACAAACUUCAACAUCAGCACGAAUAUUUUAAAAAAUGAAAGAAACGGAAGCGGCGGUGUCAACCGGGGAGGACUCUGUGGCAGCCACCUCCUCGCCGUCUCCUCCGCCGCCGCCGCCGCCGCCGUCGGCUGCCUCUAGGCCUCAGGCCGCCUCCCAGACGCGGCCAAUGGAGGCGCCGACGGGCCUGCACAGGCUGCGGGGCCCGUCGCCCAUCGUGUGGGCCAUGCGCACCCGCGUCGCCCCGCCGCCGCGGCUCGCCGAGCCGAUCCCCCGCCCAGUCUACCCUCCCCCUCCCCCGCCGCGGGCGCCGCUGCCGCCUCCGGCGGAGAAGAGGCGCCGCGGGCGCCCCCGCAAGGUCGCCUGCCUGCCGCCAACGCCGGGGCUCGGGCCGCCGCCGGGGUUCGCGCCCUCGCCGGCUGCGCGGCCGAAUCCGGCGCCGACCGCCCUCGGGCAAGGGGACUUGGGCGGGCUCCAGCCGCACGUGCUCACCAUUGCUGCGGGAGAGGAUAUCAUAUCAAGGGUCAUGGCGGUCUCACAGCUGAAUUCGAAGGCCAUCUGCAUUCUUUCAGCUCUUGGGUCUGUUAGGGAAGCAGUUCUACUCCAGCCAUCUGGUGUCAUUCUAAAUCACAAGGGUCCUUUAGAAAUCAUCCGGCUUUCUGGAUCCAUUUUGACAUCUAAUGACCAUCGAUCUCUGCGUAUUACCCUUGCUUCUGUCAAUAGUUUUGUGAUCAGUGGCAUUAUAGCUGGACCUCUCAUAGCUGAAACUCCUGUCCAGGCAAUUCUUGGAAGCUUUCACAACAGUGCAUUCUUGCCAAACAACACACCUAGGGCAGACAUUGCGUGUUAUCCUAACACGCAAGGUGCCAUCGCAAAUGGCAGCACUCUACCCAGUGAGCGUUCCAAUCCAGUAUAUGCUUCUCGUACUUCCAUGGAACAAAAUGAAUCAAGUGAGGUUGAUGUCAAGCCCUUUGUUGGACUGGUUAAUCUAAAUCCAGAAUAUGCAUCUCGUACUCCUGUGGUACAGCGUGAAUCAUAUCAGGCACUUCUCGGAAGCUUUCACAACAAUUUGUUCUCUCCAAACAACGCACCUAGGGCAGCCAUUCCGUGUUAUCCUAACACGCAAGGUGCCACCGGAAAUGGCAGCACUCUACCCAGUGAUCGCUCCAAGCCACAAUAUGCAUCUCGUACUUCCGUGGAGCAGAACGAAUCAGAUGAGGUUGAUGUCAAGCCCUUUGUUGGAUUGCUGAAUCCAAAUCCAGAAUAUGCAUCUCGUACCCCCGUGGAACGGAACGAAUCAAGCGAGAUUGAUGUCAAGCCCUUUGUCGGACUGGUUAUUCCGAAUCCAGAAUAUGCACCUCAUACCCCUAUGGAACGGAACGAAUCAAGCUAGAUUGAUGUCAAGCCCUUUGUCAGACUGGUUAAUCUGAAUCCAGAAUAUGCACCUCGUACUUCCGUGGAGCAGAACGAAUCAGAUGGGGUUGAUGCCAAGCCCUUUGUUGGAGUAGUUAAUCUGAAUCCAGAAUAUGCGUCGUUUACUUCAGCAGAACGGAAUGAAUCAAGCAAGAUCGAUGUCGAGCCCUCUGUUGGAGUGGCUUAACAACUUCGCGUCACUGUAUUUGAUUGAACUCAAUACUGUGAUACAUUUGCCUCUCAAGGUGGUACAGAAGCACAUGCAUUAGAUAGUUGCGCUUCUGUGACCACCGUGUAACUGAGUUUAGUCUUAGUUUUUCUCUUCUUCUGUUGAUAGAGUGAACAUUGUACUCUUGGUUCUUUCCUGUUGAUAACUAUGUUGGUCAGCUGCAUAUAGACUGAGUGGCACCAGUGCCUCUUUCGUCA